AACCUGAACAAGCCAAUUUAUCGGAUGAUGAAGAAGGUUCUCAAUCAUUUGAUAAUGAAUCAACUUCAGAUGAUGAACCGUUCUUAAAUAACGAUGAGAUGUUUGCAAUCUUUAAAUAUCAAGAAAGGUUCAGACUUUCUGAUAUCACAAUCAACUCGUUGAUCGGCUUUUUUAGCCUUGUUUUAAAAGAUAUUGACUUGCAUCAGUUUAAAGAUUUUCCUCCAACUGCUUAUAAGGCCAAGAAGUUAUUAGAAAUUAAGAAACCAACAAAAACUUUUGCAACAUGUCCGCAUU
Funneliformis caledonium is the source of this 294-nucleotide messenger RNA. NCBI's taxonomy places the organism in Eukaryota, Fungi, Glomeromycota, Glomeromycetes, Glomerales, Glomeraceae. The record is from the annotation of a GenBank genome assembly.